UGGAUGUUUCGACUGGUUUUGCCUGCUAGCAAAGGUUCAAUAAGCUGCAUAUUGUUUAACUUAACAGCAAUUAUAUACAGUAUCGAUUAUAUUAGCAACUUGAGGUAACUUCCUGACUCCUUAUGGCGGUAAAUACAUGUAAAAGUUGAAUGCCAACUAGUCGCUGACGUUUUAAAUGGAUGCUAAUAAGAUGUGUGACACAAUGCUUGAGCUAACGAUAAAUAAUCACGACAUCUCUGAUAACGAUGAAACCAAAGAGGAGCAGGAGGGUUUUUCAUCUCAAGAAGACACGGACUCGGAUGAUAUCCCCCAAUCUCUGCUCAGCUACUUUGAAACAUCGAAAAGCAGAGCAGCAGUUUGUGAGAAGCUCAUCCUUCAGGAACUUGAAGACUUGACUGCAUCACAUCACACUGAGGACACGAUGAACUUUCAUAUUCAACCCGAAAAGGAUGCAACGAAACUAAACGAGCAGGUCACUUGUGACACAGAAAACAAGGAGAACAACACUUCCACUGACACCCGCCUCCUUCCCACAGAGACAGAAGCACUUUUCACUUUCAAUGUGUCGUCGUGUCCCAACGAUGAAGAUGACGAUACAGAGAAUGAGCAUCGUUGGUCGUUGGAAUACGAGGCAGAGCGAGAGAAAGAACACUGUGAGGAGAUGAAGAAGGAGGAGCAGAAGAGACGAAUAGAAAGAGACUUCCAGAUGGAGCUGAAGAAGAUAAUGCAGGCAGAGAAGCUCCAGCAGAAGGAACUUGAGUUGCUGGAGAAGAGAGCUCAGGAAACACUGGAACAGGAGUUACUGCUUCAGCAGGAAGUGAUCAGCAGCUUACAGAGACGAGUGCAGGAAGAGAGGAGGAUGAGGGAAGAGGAGCAGAAGAGGAUGAAGAACGAGGAAGGCAAGAGGAAAAGAGAAGAGGAGAAAAUUAAGAUUGAGGUGGAGAGGAAAAGAAAGGAGGAAGAGAUUAGAAGGAAGAAAGAGGAAGAGAGAAAACUACAAGUGACAAAACUUAAAAAGGAAGAGGAGAGGAAACACGAGGAAGAGAAAAGUAGAAUACUGGAAAUGGAAGAAAUUAGGAAAAGAGAAGAGGAAAUAAAAAUACAUUUGGAAAAUAAAAAGCUGGAGGAAAAGAUAAGAAUGAUGGAGGAAGAGGAGAGGAUAAAGAAAGAAGAGGAAGAGAGAAUAAAGAAGGAAGAGGAGGAGAGGAAAAGGGAAGAGGAAAGAAAAAGGAUAGAAGAGGCAAGGAGGAAGAGAAAAAAUGAGGAAGAAAUAAGCCAGAAGAAGGUUGAGGAGGAGCAGAGAGGGAAGAGGGAAGAGGAAGAGGGGAGAAUCACAAAAGAAAUUGAUGAGAGGAAGAAAAAGGAGGAAAGGAUUGAAAAGAAAGAAGGAGAGGAGGCUCUGAUGACGAUGAAUGAAAACAUGAAGGAGAGGAAAAACAAGGAAGAGAAGGAUAGGGAGGGAGGGGAAAAUAUACAUUUGAAGGAAGAAAUCAGAACAUUUGAAGAGGACGAGAAGAGGAAAAAGGAAGAAGAAAGAAAAACAAAACAAGAAGAUCAGAGUAGGGAGCAGAAGGAAGAGAUGAGACAGGAGGAGGAAGAAGAGGUUUACAGAAAAUGUGAAAUAGAAAAAAAGCUCAAGGAAGAUGAGGGAGGUUAUAAAGGGGCUGAUGUUGACCAAGGAAAGAUGGAACAUGAGGAAAAAACAAAGGAUGAGGAGGAGAAGAGAAAAGGAGAAGAGAGAAAUAACAUAGAGGCAGAGAAGGAGCUAGAGGAGGAAGAGGUGGGAGAAGACAAGAUAAAGUUUAGCCAGGAAACAAAACAAGGACUCAAAGAAAAGCAGCAGAGUGAAAAGAGAGUGGUGCAUCAUGCGAAAAGGGAGGAAACAGUGGUAAAGGCAAAUCAGCUGCAAGAGAAAAGCAAAAUGGGUCAAAAGGAGAAAGAGAAUAUGGAUGAAAUGGAAGAAUCCACUUCCUGGACUUCCUCUAGCUCUGGUCCAUUACACAGCGAGUCGUCCAUCAGAACUGACACUGUACCACAACCACAUGGAGAAGAGAGCAUCAGUCAGACCUCCAUAGAUAAAACUGACGACUGUGAAAGUGGAGCGGCCAGGCCUUCCACUGUGUCUCUGUUUCCACCUGAGAGCCUCCCAGAGUCCUCAGAGAGGAAGAGGCUGGCCUGGAUGAAGGACUGCGUCCCCUGGUCCAAACUGUCCCUGCAGAACCGGAGGAAGCAGAGAGGAUCUGUGCGGAGAGGAAGAGGGCCGAGAGGGGUCAGCAGCCUGCCUCCACUCUGCCCUGACGCUCUGCUGAGGUCCACAGGCUGGGAGUCCCUGCAGGAGGUGACCACAGUGACUCUGGAGGAUUUACCCGGCUGUAGCGUAUCCACUCUGAGUCAGUGCACUCGCCUCCAGUCCCUCACCCUCAGACGCUGCGGCCUCAGAUCUCUGGAGGGCGUCAACCAGCUGACACAGCUGUGCUACAUCGAUGUGCAGGAAAAUGACAUCUCUUAUGUCGACUGUGAAAAUAUGAGGAGUUUACGGGUUCUUCGACUCGGCCACAAUCAGCUGACGUCCAUCCAUGGUUUGACUGGGGCUGAAAAUGUGAACUUCCUAGACCUCUCUCACAACUCCAUCUCCCGCAUUGCUGGUCUAGAGUCGAUGAAGAGACUGCAGAGGUUAUCACUGGAUCACAACCAGCUGAUCAGCACCAGAGGACUGAGGGACGUCUACACUCUGCUGCACCUGAACUGCUCACACAACCACCUGGUGAGCGUGGAGGGUCUAGAGAACAGCGCUCUGCUCUGCACACUGGACCUGAGGGCUAACAGCCUCACUGAGCCUCCCAGUCUGAGCAACCACGUCCUCCUCAGAGAGCUGCACCUCCACGACAACAGCAUCUCCUCCCUGCAGAGCCUGAGCGCCUGCUGGCUGCCCCUCCUGCAGCAGCUCUCUGUGGCCCAGAACAGAAUUACCCAGUUGCCCUCCAUGUCUGAUUCCGUGUCCCUCGCAAAUCUGGAUGUCCGAUUCAACUGCCUGUCAGAGCUCCAGAACGUGUGUGAGAGCCUACAGGGAUGUCACUUCCUGCGAGAGGUCCACCUCGCAGGGAAUCCUCUUCAGCAGGAGCGAGGCUGGAGAUCCGCCCUGCAGAAAGCGUUGCCGGGCCUGAGGUCCAUCGAUGACCAGCAGACAGACUCCUCUCUAUCGCCCCCUGCUGUUCCUCAGGGCAGCUCGGCCUCAGGCAGCUUCCUGAUGUUCUGUCAGGCUCAGCUUCAGAGGGCUCAGGAUUUGCAUCAGCAGCUCAGCAGGGAGCUCAGUAAUGCCUCACUUUCCCUGGAUGCUGUGAAGUCCUCCUGCAGACGCUUCACUGAGACUCUGCAGCUGGCUGAGGACCAGAGGUUUGCCCAUGAGUACGGUGACACCACUGUGCCUGCAGGUCAAACAGCACCUGAGGAAACCCUGGAGGUGGACAGUACCGAUACUGAAAACCACCCAGAAAUGGAUAUUGUCCCUCCAGUUCCUCCAAAUGGAGACAAUACCAGAUGCAGCAACUUGACUUUAAAGGAUGAGUAUGCUGCAGAAAUCCAACAUAACACAUUCAACACUGGGGCAACACCUCCAAAUAACGGGCCAACAAUUCACAAAGCGAACUCGGAAAGUAUUCACCCCUCGACAUCUUCCUUCAAUCUCGAAAUGGCACCUGUGUCCAACCAUGAGGAUCUGAACCUCCAAAGGAGCACCUCAGCAGCGGUCAGGAUCCAGCAGCUGUGUGAUCACAGACUGAAAUGUGGGAACGUCAGCCGCCCCUCCACACAAGUUGAGGGUGGAGGAAGAGGAGGAGAUGGAGGACAGCCGGAGUCAGGACCUGGCUUUCUUAACGGGAGUGCUGUUGCUCAGCAUUAUGCAGCAAGUGUCAUCCAGGCAUUUUGGAGGGGCUUCUCUCUGAGGAGGAGGCUCGCAUCUGCUCUGGCUGCUGUCACACGCCCUGACACUGCAGAGGACGACACCUUAGAGGAGGUGGAUGUGGAUGAAUUUGACUUCGAUGAGGCAGCGCUAGAGAAACAGUGGACAUUGUCCCUUCCUGAAGACUCCCCUCCCAGAGGUUACGCUGUGUCAGAACAGCCACCGUCUCUGAAGCCUCCUGUUCACUUUCCUCCAGCCUCCGAGUAUCUACUCUCACCCCCGCCGCUUGUGUGGAGACCAAAGCAGGCCUGGGUGCCUCCAGAACCGGCUGCUGAUCAGAGAGUUUCCCCUGAGAGCUCUAACAGAAGCAAGUCUCCUGCCUCAGUGCUCAGCGGUCUCUCUGAGCGAUCGGAAAAGAUUCGGGAAGAAUGGGGUUUCACUCACAGCCACACAGCUCUCCAGAUGCUCAAGAGAGCUCAGAAGAUGAAGUCGACUAAACAACAGCAGACUAAACGUAGAGAUCCCUUUGUCCGUCACUCCUCCAUCAGAAAGUGCAGUUACCAGCUGGGUCCAGUGGAGGCACGAAACAGGCCAGCCCUACACAACAGGAAGGAGACAAAAGUUGGCCAGGCAGAGCUGGAGCUUCAGCAGGCGGAGAAGGUGGAGCGAGUGAAGCAGGAGCGAGCCCAGCAGUGGCUGCACACCCAGGCUGCUCGCUCUGACCGGGACUCAGAGAGCGAGCAUUUCUUACCGGAGAUCAGCUCGGACAUUCUGAACGGAGGCAGAGUGCAGCUUGUGGCCGACCCAGGAUACGCAGAAUGUCACGCCAGCGGAUCGUGCACCAACAACCGUUUAGCUGCCCAGCCCUGCAACGAGAACAAUUACCCCCGCAGAAACUCUUUGGGUCAUGCAAGAAAAGAAGUCCCAUCUCCUCCGGGAGUCACGUCUGCUCCGUCAAAGAAGGAACGCAUGUCCUUCCGAGACAACCCAAUGCAGAUGAGUGGCGGCUGGGGAGGGGGCAAGAAGAGGGACAGAGUGUACAAGUAAAACACAAACUCUUCCACAUCCAUGACACCUUUCGUCUUUACCCAACAUGUGAAGAACUCAAAGACAUCCUCUGCUGAUUCCCCCUGCAGCUGCUCUUUCCAAACUCAGCUGAAAACUCGAGCUCCCCAUCCCCGAACCAAAAAAUGAAUCAACAGCAAAAAUAGGACCUGGACCAGCCCAAAUAUCUUCAGGCACUUUUGUUAUGUUGACUCAGCUCAAGUAUCAGCGUCUGAACGUGAUCGCGGCCAAGCAGCAACCGAAACACAUGGAACCAAAUGGCACGCUUCAUAUGCAAAUGAUGGCAGGAAAUAAGAACCAGGACCUUCUGAUACCCGUGAAUUUAUGUUUCCUUGGAUGCUGAACUGUUGUUUCUCCGCUGAUUUACUCUCUCGAACAAAAACAAAGUAAUUAUAGUUUGUUGCCGUGGGAAGAGACUUGCCUUUUCCACGUAUUCUGCUCUCUUAUGAGUACAAUUUAACCAUUAAAUAGUUUCCGUAUCCUGGAUAACACACUGCCCAGAUAAAAAAACGGGGAUAAUGACUCACAGAUAUACUAGUGUUUUGAAGCCAAUACUCUACGUAAUAUGGGUGUAAUAACAGUGCAAUGUGGAUGAAAGAUAGGUGACAUUAAUGGGUGCAACAUGUGUGUAACGCGGGUAUAACCUAGAUGUAAUAUGGGUGUAAAGUUGGGGCAAUGUGGGUGUAACAUGGAUGUGAUAUAGUGGUGUAACAGUGGUGUUAUAUGGGUUUAAAGUGAGGGCAAUAUGAUUGAGACAUGGGUGUAUUAUGGGGGUGAAAUGGGUGUACAUUUAUUUGGUGAUAUAUUAUGGAUGUUUCAUCGGGUGUAAUGUUGGUGUACGAUGGGUCUCAUAGGUGCAAUGCAAAUUAUCUACCCUAAAUGGGUAAUAUAUUUUGGAAAAAAAGCACAAUUUGGAAAAAAAGUAGUGAAAUUGUCAUUUUAGCCGAGAUAUUAGAUUCAUAAAUGUCCCCAAAUAUUCCCCUUUUAAGGUUUAACUGACAUUUUAGUGGCUUCUUUUAGUUCCUGCCCGGCAACAGUGGGCUUGAAAUUGACUGCCACGCACAAACGUUGGUGUUAGAAUCAGAUCAACGUUUUCUUUAUUUUCGGCCGUGGAUUAUAACGGCCUUGUCUCGGGUGUAUUUGAGCUACAAGGCGUCCGUCCGCAAACACUGCCCUCCUGGAGGCGGUGAACCUCGAGGCCUCGGAGGUUCCUCGCUGGUGCGCCGCCUGGAAAUGAUAACUUAAUGAAUGUCAAAACAAAUAGUCGGAGCUGCAGAGUGGCUCCCUGGCAGGAAAUGCAUGUCUGUGUAUUUAUUUUCUCUCCUAUCUCUCACUCUGCACAUGUCUGCAGGCUGUGUUUGGACUGUACUGUAGGGAUUUCUGUCUUAAGAGUGGCGUAUGCCAGAGAUGUGGUCCGGCCCACUUGGGUAUGUUGUGAAACCAAAGAGCAGUGUUCUCCUUCAGGGGGGACAUCAAGGGGGGGGAGUAUCUGUCAUCAAUCAGUCAAUACACAACUCGGAUAAAGCCAAAUUCAGAUAUUUAUUGCAUACAACACGCAAAGACAGGUGAAGUAAAUGUGCAGUUAUUUAUUGUCACUUUCUCUGACAUGUGUUCAGAUUUUCCCAGGCUUUUCUCCACAACUCCUGCCGCUGAAAUGAUAUUGUUAAACCAGCGUCCACCAGUCUUCAUUACUGCUGUUUACUUUUGGGUUAUGGCUUAAUUAUAUGUAACUUAAGACAUCCAAAAUCCACCGCGUGGUGAAACGAGUGCUGCACCGCACAUUCAGAUAAGAUGAGGAAUGUCCCUCUCAGCCCGCUUGACCUCAAGUCAGCACAAGCUGUCAGAUUGAGUCUGCCAAAGAGACCUUUUCCAUCCAAAUCCCUCUGAGUGCUGUCUUCAAGUGCAUUAAAGGACCGUAACAGAGUCUGCUUCCAAGUUUCUAGCUUCAGUUUUGCACGCUGUACAUUUUGCUGACUAUUUCUGAAAGCAUGCGGUACUGCUUUACAUUUUUGGAAUUUUUUUUAGACAGUUUUAGCAAGUUUCAAGAGAGAUUGAUUUGUAUAUAAUUUAAUUUGCCCUCCUGUUACACCCCUGUUACAUCCUUAAUACACCUAUAUUACAUCCAUAGUACAGCCAUGUGACAGGUUAAAGCCAUCUUAAAUCCAUCUUUCACUGUUAUUACACCCGUUUAUCUGAUUAUCUGUGGAGUACAGGCUUCACAACAUCAGUAUAUCUGUGCUUAUUGUCCCUGUUUUAUCUGGGUAAUGUGUCCUUCAGGAUACAGAAACUACUUAAGGGUUAACAUACAACUGUUGUAGUUAUAUCAUUUAGCUUUACUAAGCAUUUAAAUGUAAAAUAACCGUGACUCAAAUUCCCACAAACACUUACCGAUGAGAAAAGAAUUACACAAGAUAUCUAUUGUUAUUUAUUUCUACCUUAUGACACAAUUAGCCAUCUCUUUUAGCCAAAGUAGAGCUUAAAGAAAUGGAUAUAAACUCUACGGAAUGUGCGAGCUCUCCUGGAAAUGUGAAACGGACGUUGUCAGAAACGUUUCUGCGCUGCUCUCUGGUAAAAGUCAGAGCUGCUGGUUUAUAACAUCACAGAGAUGAAAACAGGACAGAGUCUUCUGUCUAAAUUGAGGGCAGGAGGGCUGUCACAUGAUGUAAAUUACCUUUAGAGGUUUGUAAAUUAAUUAAGGCAGAACAGAGUCCCUUUAAUCUGUCAGAGGUUGGACUCCUUGGUGUUUAUAUACAGAGGACAUUCAUGGAAGUAAGGUUAUGCACACAUACAGAAUGUUUAUCUACACGACGUGGAUAUUAAAGGAAUUAUAAAAUGGACAUCAUUUGAAUUUACUUUAACAAAUCCUCUCAUUUUUGAUGAUAAUCCAAAGUUUUACUUGUAAUUUAAUUACAUUUCUACAUUUCAAUAACUCUUUAUGGGUGAUCAGUAUCUGUUUUUUUCCUGGUUCGUCUAUCGCUGGUGUUUAAAUGAUUUUCUUUUUCCUACGUGAUGAAAGAAAACAAACAUUUUUAUAGAGUUAGAGGUUUUUGAUGUGUGUUUGCAACCCUAUAAUUUUAAUUUGACUAAUUUAUCUUUUAGUUGAAUUUAAGAC
Eleginops maclovinus (Patagonian blennie) is the source of this 8075-nucleotide messenger RNA. RefSeq names its product leucine-rich repeats and IQ motif containing 1 (gene lrriq1). Lineage: Eukaryota; Metazoa; Chordata; Actinopteri; Perciformes; Eleginopidae. The record is from RefSeq and is a predicted model, not a curated record. Gene Ontology annotation, molecular function: protein binding.